Molecule: messenger RNA, 2767 nt
Organism: Diprion similis
Lineage: Eukaryota; Metazoa; Arthropoda; Insecta; Hymenoptera; Diprionidae
Product: myb-like protein AA
Exons: 4
Coding region: 77-2671 (864 amino acids)
Source: RefSeq, a predicted model, not a curated record
GGCAGCCAACCGAUCAUUUCGGAAAUGUGUGUAUUCUUCGAUCGAUGAUUGACAAUUAGUGCUCGAAAUACAAAAGAUGCAGACUGGAAAUGACAUCUCUAAUCUGUCGUACAAGGAACUUCAAGCCCUGGCACUGCGGUACAGAGUCCCGGGUAAUAUCAAGAAGCAGCUUCUAAUCGAGGUCCUGCACGCUGCGAGAUGUGGAAAUGAACAAGAAGUGGACAAAUUGCUGGCCGAUAUGAGACAAACUCGCAAGAAGAGAAUACGUAAAGGGAAACCAAUGAAAUUGAGCUUAUCUUCAACACCUAUUCACAGCCCCGUUUACGACAUGGCCGACGAUUAUUACGCAGCUCAACAUCGUCUGCCUUAUCAAUGGGUCGGGGCCGAGGAAGAAAUCUCAAACAGGCAAGAUGAGUCGAAUCGUGUUCCACAGUAUGAAGAAUUUCGCCAAUUUCUGCUCCGUCGUAUACAAAGAGAUUAUCAAACGUACAACACGAACAACGAUGACAACAACAACAAUAACAACAAUAACUUAAACAUGAACGACAGGUUGAACUCUGUCAAUCACAGUGGUCUGAUAGUUACCAGAAACGAAGUUGACCAGACCACAAGCAUCGCCCCGUUAAACAGCUUGGAAACAGUCCAGCCGUACUCUGAACAAGUUCACUUACAAAAUGGAGCAUUUGACUACCAAAUUCUGGAUGAUCCGACCGGUAACGGAAACACAUCGAUAUUGCUCAGGCGGAUGCUUCAAGCACCGGUCGGUGCAGAUCUGGGGGAAAUCGCGAGCCCUGAGGCACAGCCGCAAGGCUCGAGUUGCCGAGUUUGGGGGGGCGCCGAAUACAAUCAGGGCCAAGCCAAUCUGCUCGAUAAUUCCGACACCCUGUCCGCUAACUCGGACAUGAAUGGGAACGAGGAGAUCAACAACUGGCCGAUCGGCUCCGAGUAUUACAAAUUCGUCAACAGUGUGAGGGAUCAGUUAAUCCUGAAUCCUGGCAACGUGACGGCCGGUCGAGCUUUCGACGAUCAAACGGUCCUUGGAGGACAGUUCUCUGGAAGCGUUCUCAACCCGGGGGAAAGUCCGGGUGUACAGUACCAGCUGCUUUACGCCAACCAGCUCACCGACGUUCAACCUAACUGUCCGCAGCCGUGGGAAAUGGUGCGGGCCGCCGCUCCUUUCGACGUGGACGAUUUGAACGACGACAAAGUCAGGAACUACGCGGCGAAGACGCUGCCUACAGCCGGUAGCUCGUACUACGACGUGGCGAACGUCGUGGAUUACGCGAGUUCCAGGCCUCUGGAGUACGAUCAGGAUCCUCUGCAACAAGACUUUCCCACCGAAGAGGGGGCUGCAACUCUUUAUCCAGGUAGUCAGAACGGUACCGUCGAUCACUGCGGCAACAACGUCUUGGAUCCUUCACGGUCCGAAAGAAAGUUUUACCGCGACAUGAGCAAUGGUUCGGAGAUUUACUCGCCUCAGCAUCCAGCGAAGCAGAUCAACGAAACUGCCUGCAAUUAUUCCUUUGUCAAACCUCUCAGUUAUUCAGGGAAUUACAACGCGUCCUCCGAUAUUCAGCAACAAGCCACUGCUGGCUUUCCGCCCUUGAUGCAAAAUCUGUCGUUCACCUCCACCUCCACCUCCACCUACAAACAAAUCGAUAAUUUUUCUCAGUUGCAAACAACGCAAAGCGAAGCAUUCAACCGUUCUGGUAAUUUUGGGUAUUAUACUUACAAUGGACUUCGAAAGGUUGACGAUCAUCCAACGAUCGAUGGUCAGCAGUUGUGUAUCGAGGCCGGGGGCAUGCCGAUCACAGUGCCGAAGUCGGAAUUAGCGGAAGGAGGGACCAGAGCUCGGAGUCAGAACAAAACUGUGCUGAUGGGGAGCGCUUCAACGACUCUGGAGUCGGACGUUACGACGAGUUUGGAACCUUUCUGGCCCCAGAGACCAGCGACCAGCAAGAUGACGGGAAAUUAUCUUGAGAAUAUGUUGAACUUGAACACUUACGGGUACAUAGAUUACUCGAGAAUCGAUCAGACUUCCUGCAUCUACUGCUACGCCGCCCCGAUUGUUACCCAACGAUUGUCUUCCAGUAGUUUGCCUGCAUGCUCGCAGAAACGCCGGUUUAUCGCUGAGUACAGGCAGCACACUUUCUCACCGUACUGGCUUUUAUACGAUGACACUAGGACCGGCAUGCAGAUGUCGAAAAAUAUCAAGGUUAUCGAUAACGAUAAGGACUCAAUCGAAUCCCGUGCUAAGUGCGACAGAACAAUCCCUGCUGAUUCCGAGGGUGACGCUAACGGCAACGAGUAUAAUAUCUCAUCGUCGCAAGCGGUCCAACUGGAUGUAAAUAAUACGCAGAAUGUCGAACUGAAUGGCAAUAAUUUGCAAGCGUUUCAGCUAGACGAAGAACAGAUAACCGGAGGAUUCGUUGUGGAAGAAUGUCCGUCUGCCAACCGAUGCGUUAGCGAAGAAAUGUCAUCGCCAGAAUCAAAAUGGCCCGAACAGCACGUGAAGUCCGUAAUCACGCAUAGCGACAGUAACGACCGGGAAAAUACGCAGUUAUUGCCGAAUUUGGGGAACAUAAGCCCUAAAGAUCGAGUCAACCGGGAUGUAAUCUCUAAUAGCGCUGCUACGGAACGGGGCGUUCCGAACUCGAAAGCGAAAGACUAAGAACUUUUCUUUAUGUAUUAUUGUAUCACUUUCGUAUUUUUGUAAACUUUAGCAAAGAUAUACAUUUUCAUCACGCUAGUCACAAAGUGUCGAAUG